Molecule: messenger RNA, 1994 nt
Organism: Mya arenaria
Lineage: Eukaryota; Metazoa; Mollusca; Bivalvia; Myida; Myidae
Product: F-box only protein 4-like
Exons: 6
Coding region: 173-1450 (425 amino acids)
Biological process (GO): protein polyubiquitination; SCF-dependent proteasomal ubiquitin-dependent protein catabolic process
Cellular component (GO): SCF ubiquitin ligase complex
Molecular function (GO): protein binding; GTP binding; GTPase activity
Source: RefSeq, a predicted model, not a curated record
AGUAUGACAGGUUUUCCGGGACACGUUGGAAGUUUCUACAUGACACUUUAGUGCGUGUUAAAUAUAGUAUCACCAGUUUCCAAAUGCUAUAAAAUGGGUUCUUCUUGUAUUAUAUUCAUUUUCUACUUGACCAGAAUAGACAAAACGCCAUUUAUUAAACACAAUUCGCAAAAUGAUUGGAAUUCAAUCACUUCCGUGUUUUGAACAGUCAAGAAUGGAUUCGAAGUGUCCUGGUGAGUCCGAGGAACAAACAGAGCAAACGAUACAAGAAAAAGAUUCCUACAGUUUUGGAAACACUGGAAAUUUUAGUGACGGAGUGCUGCUUAAUCAACAGUCAGCAUAUUAUUUCAGACAUCUUAUCAAGAAGUAUAAAAAACACAUGGGGGAGGAAUUAGGAACUAGCAGUGUGUGUUCCGGUGGCUUACAGCAGUAUUUGAUUAAGCAGCAUGAGCGCCAAGAGAGACUCAAGACUGAACAAGACGAAACAACACAACAUCAGUCAAAGUUUGAGUGUUUACGUGUUGAUGUGCGCCUUCACAUAUUUUCUUUCCUAACGGCAACAGAAUUAUGCAAGGCUUCCCAGGUAUGCCGAAGCUGGUAUGAUAUUACUGAGGACAAUCUGUUAUGGGCUGGCCUACUGGAAAGGGAUAUUCCUAAAUGGGAUGUUAUUGGCCAUAAUACCAACCCAGCAAUGUACAAAGAAGUUGAGUCUGAAUGGUCCAACAAGGAAAUCUAUUUGAGAUGCUCCCCAGAGGUAAACACAUUAAUGCACCAGCAAAAUGCCUUGAUCAACAACUUAACAAGCAUGCUGAGAUAUUUCUUUCCCAAGAAGACACCGAUGUUGGCCAUGUUUGGACCAGGGCUGGAGUCACAGACAAGUGGGCUGGUCAGAAAAAUAAUGAAUGGCUCUAUGUUUGAAAGUACUGGAUUAUUUCCUGGGAAAUUUGAUGGUGUAGGAGGAGGCAUAACUCUCAAGAGUCCCGAAGGGGCCCAAUUCCAUUGGUCAGUGAUGUACUCGGCCUCCAAAAAGGAGCGGGAGCAGUCCAACCGGGAUAGAUCACACAAACACAGGAUGAUGCGUGAGAGACGAGAUAGUGAUGGGAACGAGAGAUUUGAACUUGUUCCAGCCGUACAGGACUUCUGUAAAACUGUGGAUGGCUUCAUUUAUGUGGUUGAUGCUACAGAAGAGGCACCUGCAGUGGAAACUGGCCUCAAUGAGCUGGAAGCCAUGUUGAGUGAGCGAUGGUCAGCAACCCAUGUCCCCGUGCUCGUCCUUGCUACAACCCUCGAGGCCACCACACCGAGACUUUCCUGCUUCGAAGUUGUAGAGAGACUCAAGUUGUCUCAGCUUAGUAGACCUUGGCAGGUUCGUAGUAGCAAUGUUGAAUCCCUCGAUGGACUGGUAGCUGGCUUCCAGUGGCUUGCUGAACAGUCGCAGAGAAAAUAUUAAACAAUCAGUCAAGAAAUACCUCACUGUUUUUGUUAAUCACAUGGUUGUUGAUUUCCUUAGACUGUGAAUUUACAUGACUGUGUCGAUCAACCUUUCAGUUGAUCAAUAGAAGGAUUCUGUACUCAUCAGUCGAUAAUAAUUAAUACCCCGGUACUUUAAUAGCACAAUAUUUUAUGAUCAAAUGACUUCAAACCAACAGCCUCCAAGUAUGAGAGUGUGGAGUGAACAAUCAUAUGGCAUUAUGUUAUAUAUCAUGUAUGGAAACAUGUACUACUUGAUGAUGUUAGUAAAACAUUUCACAAUAUUUGUUCUACAGCAGUUACUUAUUAUAAAGUUGCCUUUAAGUAAUGUCCAUGUCUGUAUAAUUGUCUGUGUAAUAUAACAUUCCAUAUAUGAUGUGUUUAUAACUGUUUUUUGUCUUUCAUAUUUUCCAAAUAAUAAAUAAAUCAAAGUAUGAAAAUAGGAAAAAAAACACAAUGUGAUAUAAUUCUACAGUACUUGUUAUUAGUUGAAAUAAAAUAAUAAAUACAUGUUGAAGAUUUUA